AUGUGUGGUGAAUUAACUCAAGAAUCAUCGCCUCACGAAGGCGAUUCUAGUAGUGAAAAUAUCCAUAGAUUUGGAGCUAUGACAGUUAAAAGUGAACCAGAAAAUGGUGUUGGAAGUAGUGGAAUGUUGGAAAGACAGGAUCUAAGUUGUGAACAAAUAUCCGAUGAAGGUCUAAACAAUAUUCAUCGAAAUGGUUAUCACCACCAACAAGAACAACAACAAUUACAACAACAUUAUCCCCCAAAUAAUUGGCAACAAACAUUUCUUCUUCAACAACAAAAUAAUCAACAACAACAACAAUUACUUUCCUCCUCUUUACCAACAUAUUCUUCUUCAACUUCCCCAUCAGCUACUUCUACUAAUUUUGAUAUUUCUUCUUCUGUGCCAUCAACAUAUAUUCCUCAACAACAAUUUUGUCAACAAUACCCACAAGGAAUGGUUAAUCAUUAUCAAAAUUGGUAUUGGUCUGGGGCGGCAGCAGCCGCAGCAGCUGGACAGGGAUGGAUGCAGAUGCAGCAAAAUCAUGGAGGAAAUGAAAUUAUGUGCAGAACAGGACUAUCAAAAACAGAAGAUUCAAAUCGUGAUUAAUUGAUAUUAAAUUGAAUUUGGUAAAGCAAGUACUUGAGAUUUUUUUAAGGGAGGUAGGGUUGUUGGUUCGGAACUGAACCGAAGAACCGAGGAUUUUCGGUUAUGUUCUUUGUUUCGAGUUAUCAAGAAUUUUCCAAAGAACCGACAACCCUAGUGUGAGGUACUACUUCCCAAUAAGAAUUCUCUCAUUUUCUAGCU
Messenger RNA from Meloidogyne enterolobii, 786 nucleotides. The record is from the annotation of a GenBank genome assembly. NCBI's taxonomy places the organism in Eukaryota, Metazoa, Nematoda, Chromadorea, Rhabditida, Meloidogynidae.